Messenger RNA from Caenorhabditis remanei, 741 nucleotides. RefSeq lists its product as uncharacterized. Bases 1 to 741 code for a protein of 246 amino acids. The record is from RefSeq and is a predicted model, not a curated record. NCBI's taxonomy places the organism in Eukaryota, Metazoa, Nematoda, Chromadorea, Rhabditida, Rhabditidae. The transcript is spliced from 2 exons.
AUGUCCUCCCCAAAGAACGUGUCCGAAAAACUGCUUGAUAUCAUUAUCAAGGAUGCAGAGAAAUACGUGGGCACUGCUGGAAGAAGGGCGAUCGCCAACGCGGAAGAAGCGCUCUCAUCGAUUCUUCUGGGAUUACAAAGGGAUGGCAAACUAUCCGCUUUCUCUGUGAGCAAGAUGGGUCCGAUCCCGAAAAGAGGAGCCACAUCUCCUGUCCAAAUCCCAUCGGCGCCGCCGAACAAAAAGGCAAAGUCAGCUACCGGAAAAGAGAAUCCGAAGCAACCGAUGAAACCGAAACAAGAAGAGAAAAAUUUCGGUUCGUGGAAUACUUGGAAAGGACUCGAUCUGGUGGUGACGCCAUCGCGAAAACCCGUGGUGGAUCCGUCGGAUAAACGAGUAAUUCAAGUGCCGGUCAAGUUGGUGAAAGAUAAAAAGAAUGAACAAGUCCAGAAAUUGCUCGGACGCACGAAGACGAUUAUAUGGGUAGCCACUAAGCAGUUGAGUCAUGCGAAGGAAGCAGUCUCCCUAGUAUCCAACACCAACGCCAAAAAAGUCGUUAUACUGGAACCGGACACCACUGAAGAUGUGGAAAAAGUCUUCGCCGACGGCGAAUUCAAAGUGGGAAAAUCAGAGAAGGCCACUGAAAUCGCAAUAUCGGAGAUCCGAGCGGAAUUCGCAAAAGAAGCCAAGGAGGCCAGCGGAAAAAGCAAGAUUAGUGACAACCAAACCCCGGAAAUUAAGUAA